AUGAGGAGAAACAUCUUGAGCUUCCAACAAGGCAGCCAUGAAACCUUUCAUGAGGCAUGGGAAAGGUUGAGAGGAUACACUAGGAAUUGUCCACAUCAUAGGUUUACAAGAGAAGCUAUACUUAGCCAUUUCUAUUGGGGAGUUGCAAAGGAGCAGAAAUGGACAUUGGAUGUAGCUAGCAAAGGAAGUUUUCUAAACCUCACCAUAGAGGAAGGAGAGCUACUUGUUGACAACUUGUCCAGGAGUGAGGAAAGCUACAAUGAAAGCCAUGAUCCAAUCCCCAAAGAGAGUUUGUAUGAAGACUUCAAGUGGACAGCUUUGCAAGAUAAGUUGGAUAGAUGGGAAAAGCUUCUAAGUGUGCAAGAAAGAGGACUUUGUUUGGAUCUUGAGCAGCACCAAGAGGAAGCCAAUUUCGUGGUCCAGAAUGGGAAUUCCAACCAAAAGAGUAUGUCUCUCAAUCAUUGGUCCAACCAUGGAGUUCAAGGAAUUCAACAAAGCUACCAAGAGAACCAUGAGCCUUCUCAGAUCUCUAAUAAUGCCUCUGUUGAGGUGCUCUCUAGCUUUGGGAAUGGAAUGGUUUGGACUUGGGGCUGGAGGAGCGUAUUUAUAGGAGUUCAGGAGGCUGCCUGGCUUCUUGGGACCAGCUAUGAUAUGAUCAUGGAGGAGGUUGCUAGGAACUUGGACCAGGAAGCAGCUGGAGAGCUUGAAGCAGAGGAAGCAGCUUGA
Molecule: messenger RNA, 726 nt
Organism: Microthlaspi erraticum
Lineage: Eukaryota; Viridiplantae; Streptophyta; Magnoliopsida; Brassicales; Brassicaceae
Source: the annotation of a GenBank genome assembly